AUUUAUCCUAGGUAAAUUAAAAAAAUAUUCUAAUCCGCGUGCCGCGAAGAAGUUAUCUCGUCGAAUAUAGUUAGUAGUAUACCUUUGUUUAAAUUACAUCACCCUGUAUUUAUAAACAAUUGCAAAAUAAAAACAAUAAUUAUUGUCACCUCACUCUCAUAAGCUAGUCUGCGUGCGAGAGAGACUGGCAGACAUUUCAUGAUGCGUAUGCAGUAUGACGUCACGCCGCGCGCGUCUUCACAGACACUACACAAUAUGUGCAAUGUGUAAAUGUAUUUACGUUCCAGCUCACUUCCAGCUCAUCUUAAUCGGCCAAUACUCCUUAGAUUAUGUCACGGUUAUAAUGUCUAGUGCAAGAAGGUCUAGUGCACGGUCUAGUGUCACCUCGGAAGCACAGAGCAAGUAACGUACUAGUGUUCUGUGGCAACUGGCAAGUAAUAUAGCUCGGAAAUGUCACUGUGUUAACGCAACGUCACUUAUGACAACUGACAAGUGACAAGUUUCCAUUUUCAGAAAUUAGAAAAUUUAGAAUCAAAAUAAAUAGGUAGUCAGAACUUUUUUGCAAAUAAUUAAUAUUUUACUAAGUACUCAGUAACUCAUUAAAUUUUAUCUCGUACAAUAAACUUGACAAAUGUUUAUUUUACCUGAAUAAAGCUGUUGAAGUUGUCGUUAGAAAAGGGGGUGUGCAAAGACUGUACUUAACAUGAAAUUAGAGGAGGGUGUCACAGUCGUCGGAAGUGUCGCGGUGGUAAGCGGCGGAAAGCAACAGCGGCUAGUGGUGGAGAGUGGAGGAACGUUGGCUCUCCACGAAGGAACAACUCGCCUGCGCUCCUGGCCACUAAACAUCGCCCGAUUGCGCACGGAUUUGCCGAAUGGUGAAAUUAGUAUUGAAAUGGGAGGUGAGACUGUAAAGUGGACAUGUGCCGAUGAAGCGACUAAAACUGAGCUAGCGCGCGCUGCAGUUGCAGUGACAGCGUCGGUUGCACCACAUUCUUUGUCGGAAGCAGAGUUGGGGGCUCUGUUGGAGGAUACAGAACUAGAUGAGGCAGACGCAGAGAGACGUGUGCAGAGGCUGGGAGAGAAGCUGGCACGCCUCGAUGCCUUGAAUGUGGGUGGAAUGCUCGCUGCCGCUACAGAGGGUGGCGGGGCAAGACUCGCUACACGUCUUGAAGAGGGCGCGGCUUGUGGCGCGCUGCUGGCGGCGCGCGCGGCGCGGCUGGAGGCGCUGACGCGCGCGGCGGGCGGGGCGCUGCACGCGCGCUCGGGCGCCGCGCGGGCCGACGCCGCCGCGCGCGCGCUGCUGGCCGAGCUCGCCGACAUCUACGCCUGGCUCGACGCGCCCGCGCUCGCGCACCUCGACCACUUGCCGGAGAUUUCGCUCGCGACCCCAGAAGGUAGAUCGCGUGCGCUAGCGGCCGCGGAAGCGCUGCGCAACGCGCUGCGGGCCGAGCGCACGGCACCGGCCGCACGUCUGCGCCUCACGGCGGUGCGCGAGCGACUGCGGCGCCUGGCGCGCGCGCGCGACCAGCUGGCGGCGGCGCUGGCCCGCCACCUCAACAACGCGCUCAUCCACCUGGCCAACGAGGCGCAGGCCCCGCCCGCCGGCCCCGUGGCCCCGCCCCCGCCCCCGCCCGCCGGCCCCCCCGCGCCCGCCGCCCCGCGCCGCCACCACGCGGAGCUGCAGCCCUACGUGCCCUUCAUGCGCUGGCUCAAGGAUAUGGACGAAAAGGCGUACGACGCGCUCGUUAAGGUGUACGUUGGCACGUGGAGCAAGGUGUACGAGCGCGAGGUGGGGGCGGCCACUACGGGCGAGCGCCCUCUAGCGGAUGUCUUAACACUGGUUGAGAUAAUCUGCAAUGCUGAACAAGAUUUCUGUACUCAAUUUUUCUCACUGGAUGUCGAUACCAAGGUAGGAUUCGCUAUUAAUGGCGACGGCAGCGACGGGGAGGGCGCGGGCGGGGCGGGCGAGGGGCGGCGCAUGUCGGGCGCCACGCGGCGGCUGAUGGGCGAGCUGUUCCCGGCGCUCGACGCGCAGCUCGGCGCGCUGCUCGCCGCCGCCGAGCGGGACGACCCCUACGGCGCGAUGCGUGCACUGGCGUGCGUGAGCAAACGCGUGUUGGGCGAGUCUCGCGAGGGCGGCGAGGCGGAGGGCGCGGGCGGGGGCGCGGGCGGGGGCGCCGGCGGGGGCGCGGGGGCGCUGGGCGCGGGCGAGGGGCGCUGGGCGCGGCUGGCGUUGGCGGGCGUGGCGGUGGCGGCCAAGCGCGGCGCCGACCGCGCGGUGGCCGAGCGCCUCGCCGCCCUGCCCGACGCCGUCAAACAGGCCGCCCGCAAGCCGAAGUGCGGCAUCUUCAGCUUCAUCCCCGAGCUGGAGGAGAUGAGCUCGGUGUGCGAGGCGAUAUUCGCGGGCGGCCGGCGCGCAGACCUCGACCGCUGGUACCUGUCGCUGUGCACGGGCAUGGUGCGCACGAUCGCGCUGGCGACGCACCCGCGCACGCCGCGCGCCGUGCUGCAGCUGGAGAACUUCCACCGGCUGCACGGCGCCGUGAGCGCGCUGCGCGUGGGGGCGCUGGACGCGCUGCGCCGCGACGCCCGCGCGCGCUACGCCGCCGCGCUCAAACACUACGUCACGCACUACUUCGGCCGCCCGCUCGACAAGAUCACGCAGUUCUUCGAGGGCGUGUCGGAGGCGGUGGCUGCGGGCGCGCGCGAGGAGGAGGUGUGCUACCGCGCCGCCUUCAGCAAGCACGCGCUGCGCAAGCUGCUCGCGCUCUACCCCGCGCACGAGGUGCGCAGGUCGCUGCACCGCCUGUACCGCACGGUGGAGAAGCACCUGAGCGAGGAGGGCGGCCUGCUGCAGGUCGUGUGGCGCGCCAUGCAGGAGGAGUUCAUCGCGCAGCACGUGGCGCUGCAGGCGCGCAUAGCGGCGUGCUACCCGGGCGCGGGGCUGGCGCUGCCGCUCAGCACGCAGGACAUCCUCGACGCCUUCUCCGACAUCGCGCAGGAACACUAACCGCACACCAUACACACCAUACACUUCACACUACAUUACACAGUAUACUGCACUAAACUGUCCGUUAUACACUUAAGAAGCUACAUAGAAAUAGUGACCACACUUUUGCUUGCACGAGGACCGAUAAUAAUCAUUCCUUUUCCUUUCCAAAAAGUUAAAUAUUUUCACGUGAGAUCCUUUAUUAAAAUUAUAUGAUGAUCCAUAACUUGUAAUGAAUUGUACAUCAUAGCAUCACAAAAUGUAAAAAAAUAUAAUUCGAAUAAAGAACUAAUAAUAUUGUAUUUAUUUAUUAGUUUAAUUACAUGUCUGUUGACAUUCAUAAUAUUUCACAAUGCAUAGAGAACAAGGUCUCUCUCUUAACUACUAGUAUUAUGUAUAUUGGAAAGACAAAAGUAAAAAAUAUGACUGAUCAUGCUUGUAAUAGGUAAUUUCAUAUAGUUCUUGUUUAAGAUAUAAGAAUAUUAAAUUAUUUUUAUUAUAAAUACUGUUUAUAAAGACGUAUGUAUACAAUAUUAUGUUUGUAAAUAAAACACAUUUUUAAA
This is a messenger RNA of Colias croceus (clouded yellow), 3552 nucleotides long. It is a transcript of the gene Sec3, whose product is annotated as exocyst complex component 1. Bases 704 to 3010 code for a protein of 768 amino acids. Gene Ontology annotation, molecular function: phosphatidylinositol-4,5-bisphosphate binding. The record is from RefSeq and is a predicted model, not a curated record. The transcript has 14 exons. Gene Ontology annotation, cellular component: plasma membrane; exocyst. Lineage: Eukaryota; Metazoa; Arthropoda; Insecta; Lepidoptera; Pieridae. Gene Ontology annotation, biological process: Golgi to plasma membrane transport; exocytosis.